Salvia miltiorrhiza (redroot sage) is the source of this 1255-nucleotide messenger RNA. RefSeq names its product chitinase 5-like. Gene Ontology annotation, molecular function: chitin binding; chitinase activity. Bases 252 to 1049 code for a protein of 265 amino acids. The record is from RefSeq and is a predicted model, not a curated record. The transcript has 2 exons. Gene Ontology annotation, biological process: chitin catabolic process; carbohydrate metabolic process; cell wall macromolecule catabolic process. NCBI's taxonomy places the organism in Eukaryota, Viridiplantae, Streptophyta, Magnoliopsida, Lamiales, Lamiaceae.
AACAUACUCCCAAUCCGUACUCAAAAAUCAACACAAUCACAAGAUUUAAUUUAAUCAACCAAAAUACUCAAAUAUUACUAUGCAUGCGUAUGCCACUUCUCCACGGCAAAACAACCAAUCAAUUCAUUGACAUUUCAACGUCUAACUUAAUCAAAACUUAAACCAAAUUUCGUUACCACAAAACACUAUAAAUUGAUCAAUCACUCCCUUCUUCCUUCACAUCACCACAAACAAUUUUUCUCCAACAAAAAAUGAAGCACUUCUUCACUAUCCUCGCCCUACUUCUCGUCGCCGCCGCGACCCGGGCCUCGGCCCAGAACUGCGGCUGCGCGGCCAACGAGUGCUGCAGCCAGUUCGGCUACUGCGGCACCGACCAAACUUUCUGCGGGCCGGGCUGCCAGUCCGGGCCGUGCACCACCAACGGAGUCAAAGUGGAGGAUAUUGUGACGGGCGCCUUCUUCGACGGGAUAGCUAAUGGGGCCGGGGCGAACUGCCCCGACCGCGGAUUCUACACCCGGGCCGCCUUCCUCGAGGCCCUCGGAUCGUUCCGAGGGUUCGGGACCGACGGCUCCGCCGAGGACAGCCGGCGGGAGAUCGCGGCAUUCUUCGCGCAUGUCACGCAUGAAACCGGCAACUUGUGCUUUAGAGAAGAGAGUGGUGGCGCUCAAACGGAAGUCUAUUGCGACACAGGCUAUCCACAGUGGCCGUGCAAUCCCGCCAAGCGCUACUACGGGCGUGGCCCGCUGCAGCUGACGUGGAAUUACAACUACGGGGCAGCGGGUCAGGCCAUAAAAUUUGACGGGCUGAACAACCCCGAGAUCGUGGCCACGGACGUAGUCAUCUCGUUCAAGGCCGCGUUGUGGUAUUGGAUGGAAAAUUGCCACACCGCUAUAGUUUCGGGCCGGGGCUUCGGGGCCACGAUUUGGGCCAUUAAUGGCAAUGUCGAAUGCGACGGGAAGGAGCCCGACAAGGUGGCCAGUAGGGUUAACUUGUACACGGGUUAUUGUCGCCAGUUCGGAGUUGAUCCAGGGACUAAUCUGCAAUGUUGAUUUGAUUGAGAGAUCGCAUGUGAAGAUCGAGUCUACAUAUGUAGACUCGAUCUGAUAUGUAUCUCGUUUUGUAUUUAGAGAUGGAAUAAAUUAUGUUGAUCUAGAAUAAAAGGGUGUUUAAUUGAAUAAAGUUAUGUGGUGCGGGGACUCAUGCAUCGUUUGAGAUGCUUUGAGUGAUCGAUAUAUAUCAAAUUUUAUUUGAAACA